AGGUGAGUGGGAAGUGAUUUUCUCAAUUAUGUCUUCUCAGUCUAGAUGCAGUGAGUUGAUCCUCUUCAUAAAUGGCAAAAAGAUCACAGAGAAGAAUCCAGACCCAGAGGAAGUUUUGCUUAGCUUUCUCAGACGGAAAGUGGGGCUGACUGGGGCCAAGUAUGGCUGUGGGGGAGGUGGAUGUGGGGCCUGUACUGUUAUGGUGUCCAGAUAUGACUACCAGCAGAACAAGGUUCUUCACUACACUGUUAACGCCUGCCUCCAGCCUAUCUGCACCCUGCAUGGGGCUGCUGUGGUUACUGUUGAGGGCAUUGGCAGUACCAAGACCAAGCUGCACCCUGUCCAGGAGCGUAUAGCCAAGGCCCAUGGUUCUCAGUGUGGGUUCUGUACCCCAGGGAUGGUGAUGUCUAUGUACACCCUCCUGAGGAACAAGCCCCAGCCCACCAUGGAGGACAUCCGAGAGGCUCUGGGGGGAAACCUAUGCCGCUGCACUGGCUACCGGCCAAUCAUUGAUGGAUUCAAGACGUUCUGUGGUACCUCAGAAUGCUGCCAGAAUGGAGAGGGCGGUGGAAAGUGCUGUCCGCAAAAUGGAACCAACAGCCAUGAAGAUGGAGAUAUCUGCCAAGAGCUUUUCUGUAUGGACGAGGUAUUGCCUCUUGACCCAUCUCAAGACCUGAUAUUUCCCCCUGAGCUGAUGAUCAUGGAGAAAGAAAAUGGAGUUGGUUUCCUGCGUUUCCAAGGAGAAAGAGUGACGUUGGUCUGUCCAGUCGAUUUAUCGGACCUAUUGAACUUGAAAUCAGAGCACCCAGAUGCCCCUCUGGUAGUUGGCAACACAACUCUUGGACCAAAGAUGUUGCUGAAAGGAGUCUACCAUCCUUUGGUUAUCUAUGCAGGAAGAAUUUCAGAUUUAAAAUCUCUUAGCUGGGGGAAGAACGGCCUGAAUGUAGGGGCUGCCUGCACUCUGUCUAACCUGAAGGAGGAGCUGCAGAGGGUUGUUGGGGAGAUGGAGAUGGAGAAGACCAAAGGGUUCCAGGCAUUGCUCCAGACUCUGCAGUGUCUGGCAGGGAAACAGAUCCGCAACAUGGCCACUAUUGGAGGCAAUAUUCUGAGUGCAAAUCCCAAGUACGAUCUCAACAGCAUUUUAGCUGCCUUGGAAUGCACACUGCUCGUCAUUUCAAAAGAUGGGUCAAGGAAGAUUCUUUUGAAUGAGAAGCUUUUCACAGACUUUGGAAAAACAGCUCUCAGACCAAAUGAAGUCCUUCUGGCGAUUGACAUUCCCUUCUCCAAACCAUGGGAGUUUGUGUCAGCCUUCCGUCAGGCCCAGCGAAGAGAGUUUUCGUUCUCCAUUGUAAACUCUGGUAUGAAGGUGGCCAUUAAGAAGGAUACCAAUCUAGUAGAGUCUCUCCACAUUUUCUACGGAGGUGUUGGACCUUCCCUGGUGAAGGUUGAACACACAUGUGAACAGCUUGUGGGCCGGUCCUGGGGAGAGGAGCUCCUUGCUGAGGCCUGCAGACUCCUGGAGGACGAGGUGGACGUGUCUCCGCUUAUACACGGUGGGAAAGUGGAGUACCGGAAGACACUCGCUCUCAGCUUUUUCUUCAAGUUCUACAUGCAGGUGGUGCAGAAUCUGCACGAGAGGGAUGUAAGUGUAAAUGGACUGCCAUUGGAACAUCUCAGUGCUCUGAAGCCCUUCAAGAACGAGGUUCCCCAUGGACAUCACUCUUUCCAGCUUGUUCCUGACGGCCAGCCCAUUGAUGACCCUGUGGGUCGUCCCAAAGAGCACCAGGCCUCUUACGAGCAGGCCACAGGAGAGGCCAAGUACUAUGAUGACCUUCCGCCCGUUCAGGGGGAGCUCUUUGUGUUCAUGGUGACCAGCACGCGAGCGCAUGCUAAGCUCAUCAACAUUGACCCAUCUGAAGCUCUGGGGAUGUCUGGUGUGGUGACGUUCUUAUCUGCCCGGGACGUGCCCGGUCAGAACAAGAGACUGUGGUUCAACAACCCAGAGGAGCUGUUUGCUGAGGAGGAAGUGUGUUGCGUGGGCCAGAUCAUCGGAGCAGUGGUGGCGGAGACCAGAGAGCAGGCCAGGAGAGCAGCCCAGAAGGUCCAGGUCACCUAUGAAGACAUACUGCCAGUCUUCUUCACUAUAGAGGAUGCUAUCCAUCAUCAGUCCUUUUUCGACCCUCAGAGAAAACUGCAGAGGGGGGAUGUGGAUGUGGCCUUUAAGACAGUGGAGCACAUUUUGGAGGAUGAAAUAUAUAUGGGCGGCCAGGAGCAUUUUUACAUGGAAACCCAGGGUGUGAUUGCAGUGCCCAAAGGUGAGAAUGGAGAGUUGGACCUGUUUGUCGCCAGCCAACAUUCAGCGUAUGCUCAGGAAAUCGUAGGGAUCACACUAGGCAUCGACUCCAACAAGAUCACCUGCCACGUCAAGCGGCUUGGAGGAGCGUUUGGCGGCAAGGUCAUGAAGGUCGCUAAUCUCUCUGCCAUCACAGCCACCGCUGCAUACAAGACUGGGCGAGCUGUUCGCUGCUCUCUGGAUCGUGGGGAUGACAUGCUGAUUACCAGUGGUAGACACCCCUUCCUAGGGAAGUACAAGGUGGGAUACAACCACGACGGGACAAUCGUGGCGGUCGACAUCACUUACUACAGCAACGGAGGGUGCACUCUGGAUGAAUCAUCUUUCAUCAUGGAGAAAGCUUUGCUCCACAUGGACAAUGGAUACAAGAUCCCCAACUUGCGUGGCCGGGGAUUGGUGUGUAAGACCUACUUGCCUUCCUACACUGCCUUCCGUGGCUUCGGAGCCCCACAGGGUCUUACUGUGAUGGAGAGCAUCCUCCACGAGGUGGCAGUGCGAUGUGCUCUUCCCCCGCACAAGGUAGUACUCACCUUGGCAUGUGUCUUUUUACAGGUGAGGCAGAUCAACAUGUACCAGGCAGAAGAGUGCCUCACCCACCACAAGCAGCUAUUUUCCCCCAGGGACAUGAUACGCUGCUGGGACGAUUGUCUGGACAAGGCUGGCUACCAGGAGCGCCUGCAAGCCAUUCAGCAGUUCAACGUCUUCAACCAAUGGAAGAAGAGAGGCAUCUCGGUCGUGCCGCUGAAGUUUGGAGUGGGCUUCUCUAAAGGCUUCUACAACCAGGGUGCAGCGCUGAUCAACAUUUAUAAAGAUGGCUCGGUGCUGGUGACCCAUGGGGGGACGGAAAUGGGCCAAGGUAUCAAUACCAAGGCCAUUCAGAUUGCUAGUCGCAUUCUGAGGGUCCCCAUGUCCUCUAUCUAUAUCAAGGAGACGUGUACCGGCAGCGUCCCCAACGCUGCCCCCUCGGCUGCAUCCUUUGGUACUGAUGCUGUGGGCAUGGCAGUGAAGGAUGCUUGUGAGAAACUGAUGAGACGUCUAGAGCCAGUCAUGAAGACAAAUCCCAAAAGCACCUGGAAACAAUGGGUCGUCGAGGCUUACUGUCAGAAAAUCAGUUUAACUGCAACUGGGUUCUUCAUGGGACCACACACCAGCAUAGACUGGGAGAAGAGCGAGGGUCCAGCUUACUACUACUUUACCUUUGGGGCCUGCUGCUCAGAAGUAGAGAUAGACUGUCUAACAGGAGACCACAAAAACAUCAGGACAGAUAUUGUGAUGGACGUUGGAAAAAGCAUCAAUCCGGCUCUCGAUAUUGGACAGAUCGAGGGAGGUUUCGUCCAAGGCAUUGGCCUGUACACCAUAGAGGAGCUGGAGUUCUCAUCAGAGGGGGUCCUUAUGACUCGAAGCCCUUCUCAAUACAAGAUCCCUGCUUUAUGUGACAUCCCUCCCCAGCUUAACGUCCACCUGCUGGCCAAUGCAGAGAACCCUUAUGCCAUCUACAUGUCUAAGGGUAUCGGUGAGCCCCCAGUGUUCUUUGGCUGCACCAUAUUCUUCGCCAUCAAAGAGGCCAUCGCUGCUGCCCGUAGGGAUAGGGGACUAGACGAGACUUUCUCCCUGAGUUCCCCUGCCACUGCUGAGAAGAUCCGAAUGGCCUGCAUCGACCAGUUCACACAGAAGGUGCCAUGUACAAAGGAAGGAAUUUUCAAACCAUGGAGUAUCAAUGUGUGA
Molecule: messenger RNA, 4078 nt
Organism: Hypomesus transpacificus
Lineage: Eukaryota; Metazoa; Chordata; Actinopteri; Osmeriformes; Osmeridae
Gene: aox5
Product: aldehyde oxidase 5
Exons: 35
Coding region: 29-4078 (1349 amino acids)
Molecular function (GO): iron ion binding; 2 iron, 2 sulfur cluster binding; FAD binding
Source: RefSeq, a predicted model, not a curated record